Messenger RNA from Camellia sinensis, 1312 nucleotides. RefSeq names its product 26S proteasome non-ATPase regulatory subunit 8 homolog A. The record is from RefSeq and is a predicted model, not a curated record. Gene Ontology annotation, cellular component: proteasome regulatory particle, lid subcomplex; proteasome regulatory particle; cytosol. NCBI's taxonomy places the organism in Eukaryota, Viridiplantae, Streptophyta, Magnoliopsida, Ericales, Theaceae. Gene Ontology annotation, biological process: proteasome-mediated ubiquitin-dependent protein catabolic process.
CAACCUGAUUUUGUUAAUCGGAACAACCCGCACCGAGAUCCAAACCCUAGUUAAUUUUUCUUUUAUCUUCCUUUCUUGGAAAAUAAGAAGGGAACCUUUCAAAGCGACGACCAGUGAACUGCGAAGAAGAAGAAGAAGAAGAAUUGGAUAAAGAUAUACAGAAAUCAACAGAGAUAGAUGGAUCCGAAUCUCACAGAGGUUUCGCAGCUGUUUGAGCGAUUCAAAGCCGCUUUCAUGCGGAACGAUUUCGAUACCUGUGAUAAUCUCCUCUCUCAGCUCAAGGUCUUGCUAACCAAGUUUAGAAGCCUUCCACCAUUGUUUGAAGAAACGCCCAAAGCGAUUCAUGAGUUGACAUUAGCAAGGGAUAUAUAUGAGCAUGCUGUUGUUUUGAGUGUGAAGAUUGAGGAUCAGGAUGCCUUUGAGAGGGAUUUCUUUCAGCUGAAACCUUACUAUACAGAUGCAUGUGGCCGUCUUCUGCCAUCCCCUCAGGAGUAUCCCAUCUUAGGUCUCAACCUUUUGAGACUUCUUGUGCAGAAUAGAAUUGCUGAAUUCCAUACUGAAUUGGAAUUGCUUUCAGCCACUGCUCUGGAGAAUCCUUGUAUCAAGCAUGCAGUAGAAUUGGAGCAAUCGUUCAUGGAAGGGGCUUACAAUCGUGUUUUGAGUGCAAGACAGACUGUACCCCAUGAAACUUAUGUUUAUUUCAUGGACCUGCUGGCAAAGACAGUCAGAGAUGAAAUAUCUGGAUGCAGUGAAAAGGCCUAUGAUUCACUUUCAAUUAAUGAUGCCCGAAAAAUAUUGAUGUUCUCUUCUGACCAAGAACUUUUUGAGUAUAUCAAGGAGGAGCAUCCAGAGUGGGAGAUAAAGAAUGGGUUUGUAAUUUUCCAGAGGGCAAAAGAAUCUGCACCUUGCAAGGAGAUCCCGUCUCUGCAACUAAUAAACCAGACACUCAGUUACGCAAGGGAGUUGGAGCGGAUAGUGUGAAAGACAUGCUGCUCUAGGGUUGUUUGUGCUCCUCACUCUAUGAUCUAUCUUCCUGACGCAAAAUUAUAUUGCUUUGAAGAAAUUUCCCACCUUAAAUUUAUUAGACUUUUUUCUAUUUAAUUUGUUUGGUAUUGGAAAGUACACAUUUAGAUCCGUUCCCUGCAGUGAAAACUGUUUUGUGUAAUUGCAAUCAUUCCAUGGGGUAAAAAUUACAACUGAACUCUGCCCAAUUGAAUCAGUUGCAUAUAAGACUAGUAGAUGAUUGGAUCACAAAUUAAUUAUGCUUUUAUAUAUCUGAGGUGAGGUCUGGUUUCAAUCUUAUUUUAUUUAA